Messenger RNA from Polypterus senegalus (gray bichir), 4825 nucleotides. RefSeq names its product CCCTC-binding factor (zinc finger protein) (gene ctcf). Lineage: Eukaryota; Metazoa; Chordata; Cladistia; Polypteriformes; Polypteridae. The transcript is spliced from 11 exons. Bases 176 to 2434 code for a protein of 752 amino acids. The record is from RefSeq and is a predicted model, not a curated record.
UGCGGGCCGCCAUUUUGUGCAGAAUCUACUCUGUUGAAGCGGGAGAGGAUAAAAAGCCACCAGAGGAGGCGAACGCUUCUUAUCACCGAUUGUUGGUGGAUCCCUUUUGGGAGCCCCUAAAAAAACUUUAAAUUGUGAGAAAGACGGCUCGGGAGAAGAAAAACAGGUCAAAGUAAUGGAGCUUGACCAGUCUGAAGCAGUUGUGGAAGAGGGAGAAACCUUCUGUAAAGGAAAAGAGCGCAAAACAUACCAAAGGAGAAGAGAAGGAUGUCCUGAAGAAGAUGGAUCCAUCAUUGUACAGGGUGUGCCUGAUGGGACAGAUGAUCAAGCAGAGAUAGUCCAAGAGGUGAAUGUGAACAGCAAUGUGGAGAUGGUAAUGAUGGAGCAACUGGACCCCACACUGCUUCAGAUGAAAACUGAAGUAAUGGAGACAUCCGUUCACCAAGAGAUUGUUGAACCUACAGUGGAUGACACCCAAAUCAUUACCCUGCAGGUAGUCAACAUGGAAGAACCUUCAAUCAAUUUGGGUGAACUGCAGCUGGUACAAGUUCCAGUUCCAGUGUCUGUGCCAGUUGGGGCUGCAAGUGUAGAGGAGCUUCAGGGCUCCUAUGAAAGUAUACCUAAGGAAGGUGAGCCUGUAAUUUGUCACACCUUGCCUUUACCUGAGGGGUUCCAAGUGGUGAAGGUUGGAGCCAAUGGGGAGGUGGAAACGGUAGAACAAGAAGAGUUGCAUCACCAACAGCAGCUACAAGAACAGCAACAUCCAAAUGAUGACACAGCAUGGGUGAAAGACCCAGAUUACCAGCCACCAGUAAAGAAGGCCAAAAAAAUUAAAAAGAGCAAAUUGCGAUACAAUACAGAAGAGGGAAAAGACAUGGAUGUGUCUGUGUAUGAUUUUGAAGAGGAACAACAGGAAGGGUUGCUUUCUGAAGUUAAUGCUGAAAAAGUGGUAGGAAACAUGAAACCACCCAAACCAACAAAAAUCAAAAAGAAAGGUGUGAAAAAGACGUUCCAAUGUGAAUUAUGUAGUUACACAUGCCCUCGGCGUUCAAAUCUGGAUCGUCACAUGAAGAGUCACACUGAUGAGAGGCCACACAAGUGUCACCUUUGUGGAAGGGCAUUUAGAACAGUAACAUUGUUAAGAAAUCACCUAAACACACAUACAGGAACUAGGCCGCACAAAUGCCCUGAUUGCGAUAUGGCCUUUGUUACUAGUGGUGAACUAGUUCGACAUCGUCGGUACAAGCACACCCAUGAGAAACCCUUCAAAUGCUCAAUGUGUGAUUAUGCCAGUGUAGAGGUCAGCAAACUGAAACGUCACAUCCGUUCACACACUGGUGAGCGGCCGUUCCAGUGCAGCUUGUGUAGUUAUGCCAGCAGAGACACUUAUAAACUGAAGCGACACAUGAGGACUCAUUCCGGAGAGAAGCCUUAUGAAUGUUAUAUCUGCCACGCACGUUUUACUCAGAGUGGUACCAUGAAGAUGCACAUUUUGCAGAAACAUACAGAAAAUGUGGCCAAAUUUCAUUGCCCGCACUGUGACACAGUAAUUGCACGUAAAAGUGACCUUGGUGUUCAUUUAAGGAAGCAGCACUCUUAUAUUGAGCAGGGAAAGAAGUGUCGAUACUGUGAAGCAGUGUUCCAUGAGCGUUAUGCCCUCAUUCAACACCAGAAGUCCCAUAAGAAUGAGAAGAGGUUCAAGUGUGACCAAUGUGACUAUGCAUGUAGACAGGAGCGUCACAUGGUAAUGCACAAGCGAACUCAUACAGGAGAAAAGCCUUAUGCCUGCAGUCAUUGUGAGAAGACUUUUAGACAGAAACAACUCCUUGACAUGCACUUCCGACGAUACCAUGAUCCAAACUUUGUGCCCACUUCCUUCGUCUGUACUAAAUGUGGCAAAACCUUUACUCGUAGGAAUACGAUGGCUAGACACUCUGAGAACUGCAGUGGUCCAGAAGGAAUGGAUGGUGAGAAUGGAGGUGCACACAAAAAAGGGAGAGGUGGACGAAAGAAGAAAAUGCGCUGUAAGAAGGAUGAUGAGACUGAUAGUGAGGGGCAUGCUGGUCCAGAUUUGGAUGAUAUUGAGGAAGAGGAUGAGGAGGAUGAUGAUGACAUGGCUGUGGUAGCUGUGACAGAAGCAGAGAUGGUGGAAAUGGAGGAGGCACCGCCCACUCCCCAAGUUGUCCCCGUAAAGAGGAAACGAGGCAGGCCACCAGGCAAAAGUAACACACCUAAAGCAGCACCUCCUGCAGCCAUCAUACAGGUAGAAGAUGAAACCACUGGUACUAUUGAAAACAUAAUUGUAGAAGUGAAGAAGGAACCAGAGGCACUUCAAGAUGAGGCAAAUGGUCAGACUGUCCAACUCCCAGUGGUAGAAUCUGCCCCCAAUGGAGACCUGACACCCGAAAUGAUUCUCAGUAUGAUGGACCGGUGAUGGGAACAAGAGCUCUUCUGUAUUUUGUUCCUCAUUUUUAAAAAUUUCUCCCCUUUUUUAGGUUUCCAUUUCUGGCCCAAGAUUUGUUCAGAUGCAGCUACAACAACUCUUUAUGCUUUAUUUGCUUCUAUUUUGACCACUCAAGUUAUUGGAGCGCUGUGAUAUGCUAAUAUGUGCAAGUGAAUUGCUUUUUAUCCAAGGGGGUUAUAUAAAUAUAUAUAUAUAUAUGUGUAAUAUGUUGAUAGAGGGUCAUUUAUCUGUAUUGGGCUGGGACAGAAGGGUGGAAAGCGAACUGUUGAAACAUACAAGAUGCUUUGUACAGUUCUGGAUUGUAUAUCACUGCUACAGGGAAAAUUGUAAUUUCUUAUUACCCCCUCCCUCAUCAAAAUUCAUUAUUUUUUCAACAUUUAAUUAAAAGCUUCUUUUUUUGUCUAAAGGCAUGCUGAGCAAAAGAUUAUGAAUUUUACAGACUGCAGAUGUGUACAACACAUAGUGGAUAUUGGCCUUGCAAUAUUAAACUCUUCAAGAUUAUGUCUUGUACAAAGCAUCUUAAUGUCUUGCCUGUAAAUAACAUUUUUGUUUUAAUUUUUUACAUUUUAAUCUUUUUCUAGUAAUUUCAGACAUUGUAAAUGCUUAAAGACAGAAUAACAUUUUAACAGUAGUUUUGGAUUCCGCUAAUGAAACCAGUCAGUCUGUAGUGUGUACAUGUGCAGAUUUACUAUUGAAUCAUGUAGAGUAACUUUGCCCCUUUUAUUGUUCAAUUUAAAUUUGGUAUAUUCUGGAGCACACUAAUCACCAGUGGUAGGUCUUGGAGGAGUGGGUACAUUUUAAGUGUAAAUUUUAAAGAGCAUAUUUAGGCCAUCCGUUUAAUAUUUUUGUAGAUUAACCCAAUGUUUCUGCAUCAUUUGUAUUUUUGACUGUAAAAGAUCUUAUGAAUCCAUGAGCCUUUCUGGGAAGGAAUGAAAUAAGGUAAAUUUGGAGGUAUGAAUCAAAAUGUAGUAAUUGUGUUGGGAUUAAAAAGAUACAAAUGUGAAACAACUGGGUAACAUGAUUCUUGUAUAGUGUCACUUAAGGGGUAUUUACGCUUUUACAAAACAUUUUGAUUUAGAUUUUCUUUUUUUAAUUUUUGGCUCUUACAAUUCUAGGUUGAUGCAUUUUUGUAUUUAGGUAUAAUGUGUGAUUCUCUCCCCGUCCCCACCAAUCCUUUUUUUUUUUUUUUCCUUUCCUUCAGUGAUUGAAAGGCCAAAACGAUUAUGGAGGGGAAAAAGCACCGUUUACUAGUGUGGGUUGGGGGAAUGAGGACUUAUUAAAGGCUGGGAAGAAGAAUGUAUUGCUGUACAGCUAAUAAUAAAAAAGAGAACUAAGUGAUUUUGUGUACUUGAAUUAUCACUCAGCACAUUAAUAUUCCAGAACAGUCAAAUUUCCUGCAUAUUGCAACUUUCCCUCUCCUGCCACCUAAAAGCCAUAUAAUUGUUUAAGCAGUUGAUAUUCAUUUAAAGUGUCGUCUGAUAUUGGAACAUGAGUAAAGUUUGAAUCACUGUUCUAAGCUAAUUUUGCAAUUCUGCUCACAAGUAUCUAGGAUAAUCAUAACCUUUUAAUUUUAUAGAGAUAUGAAUUAAGUUCACUUAAUGACUUAUGGGAAUGGAAGUAACCCAAAUAAUGGGAAAAAUAAACCCUGCUUUUCGUUUUCCUUUUAAUCAUUAUGGGAUUUUUGGCAGAACUGUUAGUUAUAUUUAUUUGUAUUUAUUUAUCUGAAUGUCUCAAUUGUAGGAAGUGGUUUCAUGUUUUCAAAAUACAAGCUUCUCUGCUCUUUGGAAUCUUGUGACAUUUCUGUGCCUGAUUUGUCCAUCAGCUAUGAUGGCGUUUAUAUGCAGUAUACAGUUUAAGCACCACCUAUUCUGGAUUGUUGAUCUUUUUAAUCUGGGUCUGUGCUCUAGCGAAAGGAUACAAGAUCAGUCUUUAAUGCUUGUUAUAGCUUUUGGUAUUUUGUUUUAAUCAUGUGUGUUUCAUAUCUGAAUAAUUAGUUUGAGUUUCAAACUCUUUGCUCAAUCAGUGCUUUACAGGUGAGUCUGCAGUCUUCCAUUGUAUUUGAAUGUCUUGCUUUGAACUAGAUUUUACUGCACCAUAAUGUUUGUCUGUUUUGUGCCAGUGAAUGCAGGAAGCUGGCAGAGUACAUGAGCAAGCAUUGCCUUCUCUUCAUUUACUGCAAUAAUUUGAGACUAUGCGAGAAGUUUAGUAUGUACGUGAAUAUUAAUUGUUUAGAAAGACAGUUUUGGAUUGACUUACUCUAAAAUACAUGUUUUGUGUACCUUUUUAACAAUGCUGUUCUGUAAUUUUUUAUUAUAGCAGAAUUGUUCUUUAUCCAAAGAGUAAAUAAACAUCACAUAUUGA